UAAUACAACACAACGCUAUGAUUUCACGCGUGUCCUUGGGCAGCCCAUGUUGUCAAAAAGGGAUUGCGCAGUAAGACAUGCUUGUAAAUAUACUGUAAACUAUUCUACAUGAGUAAACUAUACAGACAUGGCAUUAAGUCAUCUUAGCCUCCUGCGGCCAGUAUUGUGCAGAUUUCUGCCUUCCAUCACGAGGAUCCCAUUGGUGGCUGCCUUAAGAGUUCCUUCUUUGCCCCGAGCGAGCUGUCCUGUGGUUCUGCCGAAUUAUGUCCGUCAUUAUGCCACAAAGAAGAGUAAAGCAAAGGCAAAAGGCCAGACAGGCAAAGUGAACAUCAAUGCAGCAUUGGUGGAGGAUAUUAUCAGUCUAGAGGAGGUGAAGGAAGACAUGGCGACUGUCCUGACGACCCUGAAGGACGAUUUCAGCCGCAACCUCAGCAUCCGAACCUCACCAGGUGUGCUGGACCACAUAACAGUCACCACAAAGGAUGGCAAAUUUCCACUGAACCAGCUGGGCCAGAUAUCCAUGAAGUCUCCUCAGCUCCUUGUGGUCAAUAUGACUGGCUUCCCAGAGGCCUUGGCAGCCGUCACCCGCACCUUGCAAGACAGCAGCAUGGGACUCAACCCGGAAGUGGAAGGCACUAUCAUCAGAGUGCCUAUUCCCAAGGUGACGCGAGAGCACAGAGAGAAUCUGGUGAAAUUGGCUAAGCAGUUCAGUAACAAGGCAAAGGACUCACUGAGGAGAGUCCGCUCCAAUGCUGUCAGUCAAGUUAAGAAGUCCAAGGAGGGCAUCUCUGAAGACACCAUUCGCUUGAUAGAAAAACAGGUUCAACAAAUGGCAGACAGUUUUGCAGCAGACAUUGACAAACAACUAGCCACUAAAACCAAGGAGUUACUUGGUUGAAAACAACAAGGCCUUCCAAACUCCUAUUACGUCCCCAGUCAAAGACAGUCUGCUGUUCUUCUGACUGUAACUAAAAUCCCCUGAGCUCUCAAUUCCAAACAAAAAACACUUAAUGAUGGUGCUAAUGGAAGCGCAAGUGCCGAAGAUGCUGGUUUUGGGUGGUGUUUGUGUGUUUUUCUCAUGCAUUCACAAAUGUUGUCGUGGCACGGCAGUGGGUUGUGGCACUCCUCGUGCUAACAUCUUCAAACAAACAAAUGGAGGACAAACGAACUUUUAAUGUGAUUUGGGCUACUCCUCCUAAUCAAAGACAUUCCACAAAUGUGGUGUUUAUGUAAAAGCACUGCACUGAAUGUAAACUGUGGUCUUUACAGGAUGGUGAAAGUCGCACAGGGUGGGGAACGAGUGCACACAACAACAUGCUGCCAACAUUUGUUUCGCAUUCACUGUUGCCGCCACUGGGCAAAAAAUUGUCCUUUCCGUUUAUACAUUUGGAUUAAUCUCAUCUAUCAGUGUAAACUUAAUAAAAUGCAUCGAUUAUUGUUCUGGUCCUGU
Molecule: messenger RNA, 1450 nt
Organism: Xyrauchen texanus (razorback sucker)
Lineage: Eukaryota; Metazoa; Chordata; Actinopteri; Cypriniformes; Catostomidae
Gene: mrrf
Product: mitochondrial ribosome recycling factor
Exons: 7
Coding region: 128-898 (256 amino acids)
Biological process (GO): translation
Cellular component (GO): mitochondrion
Molecular function (GO): ribosomal large subunit binding
Source: RefSeq, a predicted model, not a curated record